GCUGAGUGAGUUGAUUCUUCAACUUCUGACUCGCGUCCUUCGUCAAAACAAAACCAAGGACAAUGAGCGCUCGGAACCGUCUUUACGGCUGCUUUUUCUCCGCUGUUCAAUAUGUAAUUUUCACUUUUUGAAGCAUAUUGUGCUGCCGACAAACUACGUGGAACACCACAAAAGAUGGAAGUGCUCGGUUGUAUUUUAACAGGAGCCGUUUUAAAACGUUAAAUUGAUUUUAAAUUACAUUUAAUUUUAUGUAAUUUAAUAAUCACCGUCUUUCACUGGAAAAAAUGAAGUGUUUAAGUCAAAGGCGGAGACGCACAUCUCCCAUGCAGAGCAGCAGCAAUGAGCUGUUCCCCUCCAAAUCUGCCAGGAGGAACGGAUGGUCGUGGCCCCCUCAUAUCCUGCAAGUGGUAGGCUGGCUGGUGAUCGGCUACCUCGCCAUCGUCAGCUUUGGCAUCUAUAUCCCUCUUCUGCCUCUGCCGUGGAACUAUAUCCUCUAUUCUGUGACAGGCACAGCAUUUAUUGUGCACAUUUUCGCCCAUUUUGCUGCAGUUACUAUAGACCCAGCAGAUGCUAGUGUCAGGGUCAAACAGAGCUACUCCAGUCCAGUGCCAAGUUUUGAUCGGACAAAGCAGCCACAUGUCAUCCAGGACCUACACUGUUAUCUAUGUGAUGUCAAUGUUGGUCCAAAGGUAAAACACUGUAUUGCUUGCAACAAAUGUGUGGAAGACUUUGAUCACCACUGCAAAUGGCUCAACACCUGCGUGGGUGGAAGAAACUACUGGUUCUUCUUCAUGGCCCUGUCCUCCGCUAUUGUGGGCGUCUUACUGCUUGUUCUUGUCAUAUUGUUCGUCUUUAUUCAGCAUUACCUGGACCCAAACAUUCUACGCACUGCUCCACAGUUCGAUCGUAUCCUGGGUAAUGGGACUUGGCUGGUGUUCAUACCAUUAGCACCCAUAGAGACUAGUUCAGCUGCUCUCCUUAUACUGGCCUUCCUCACAGUGAUGCUGAGCAUUGUCUGCCUGAUGUUGCUCUGUCAACUGCUGGGAUUUCACCUUUACCUAUUUUACAAAGGGAUCAGUACGUACGAUUAUAUAAAGGUGCAACACCGAAAAGAAGCUAAAAAACAACUUGAAACCCAAGAUGCUGAAACAGAUAAACCUCACGAUGCCAAUGCCCAUAACAAGGACACACAGACUGAAGACAGCUCAAUUGAUUGUGAGCCAGCUUUAUCACAAAAUUCAAGUACCUGCAGACUUGAUAAUAACAGCCGACUCGGAAGCUGGCUUUCAGGGUCCAUAUGUACAGAGUUGGAAAACAUCAAGAAAUCAGCAGACAAGGAUACUGGCUUACAGUAUGGUACAGAACAUCCCACAGAGAACACAGGAGAGGAGAACAGAAACUGGAAGCCUGAUGCUGAAGAAGAGGCUCAGAGUCCCAGUGUGAGGUCUGCUGACGGUGUUCCUGAGAUACAGGAUCCCCUUGGCAGCUGUGUCAUUUCAAAUGAUUUAUCAAGAACUGAUGCAUCCUGAACCUGAGCCGCAUGGAGAUUGUGAUUUGUCUGUGUGUGUGUGUGUGUGUCUGUGUGUUGUAUGCAGCCCGAAUAACUGGGCCUGUUAUUAUAUAUUGUGUUUUUAUGACAGCGGAACUAUUUAAAUCAUUGUUUUAUCUCACUGACUUCCACAGAGAGCUGAUGUCUUUCCCCACGUGGUUCAUUUGUUUAUUGGAGAAUGCUGAGGCUUUGAGGUUAGCCUCGGUCGGGCAGACACAGUACCUGUAUUUUGGUAUCUUCCUGAAAAGCUGAAACAAGAUCCCGACUGAAAUCUCUUGUAUCUUUGUCGUUUUUACAAACUGUUGUUUCCACAAAGCUGUUAGUGUUUAGAGUCUGUUUUACAUUUAAAAUUAAACAAUGUAAAUACACACAA
Messenger RNA from Solea senegalensis (Senegalese sole), 1922 nucleotides. RefSeq names its product zinc finger DHHC-type containing 11 (gene zdhhc11). NCBI's taxonomy places the organism in Eukaryota, Metazoa, Chordata, Actinopteri, Pleuronectiformes, Soleidae. Gene Ontology annotation, cellular component: endoplasmic reticulum; Golgi apparatus. Bases 285 to 1529 code for a protein of 414 amino acids. Gene Ontology annotation, biological process: peptidyl-L-cysteine S-palmitoylation; protein targeting to membrane. The record is from RefSeq and is a predicted model, not a curated record. Gene Ontology annotation, molecular function: protein-cysteine S-palmitoyltransferase activity. The transcript is spliced from 11 exons.